UUGACGUUACAAUUCGGUCGCCCAUUUGUAUCCGCCAUACUCUACAGCUACAGACUGUAGCACCCCGCAAUAAUACCGGUCAGCUCUGUUUUUGACAUUACGGUUACAGACGGAAAAAAUAAACAUUUUUUAUUCUCCAAAAAACCUGAAAAUAGGCUGCGUAUUUUAGAAAGUAUUAAACUAAAACAAAUUCCCGCGUGUAGUUCAGUUAGCAUGGCUUCUAAUCCAGUGGAGGAAUUGGAACUGCUGGAGCGAGUUUUGCUGCGGUUAGGAUGUGCCGACACGGAUGAACAGCUGCAGAACACCGUGAGCAAGUUUCUGACUCCGGUACUGAUUAAAAUUACGUCACCGCACGAGGGCGUCCGGAAGAAGGUGAUGGAAAUCCUAACCCAUAUUAACAAGCGUCUGAAGUCGCGUAAUCAGAUUCAGAUCCCCCUUGGUCCGCUGCUGCAGCAGUAUCAGCAGUCCAGCUCUUCGUUUUUGAUUAAUUUUGCCAUCAUUUACAUAACGAUGGGAUUUCCUCGUAUGACCAUAGAAGAGCAGACUGAAAUGGCCCCGCAACUUCUGAACUGCUUGGAGGGAAAACCAGAACCACAUCAAGACAAAAUUCUAAUGUUGGUUAUGCCGUUGCUGGGGGAAAUCAAAAUUCCCGAAAAUCCGGAAAACCGCGCCGAACUGUUGGGACUCUCUGGCAAGCCGCAUACUAAGCAGCAAUUUCUGUCGAUUCUGAUGGACCUGUUGCUGUUGCCCUACGGGACGACCCAGGACGGCGAAGUACCUCCGGGGAUGAGCACCUACACUUUCAGACGAGUAACCAGUGAAAAUUUGAAAGCCGAAGAGCUGGAGCAGCUCAAGAAGGGUAUUGUUCGGAUUCUGUGCGGAGGUAUUUUCCCAGAAACGGAAACAUUAGCUCACCUGAUUGUGGCUUCGGCGGACACGCGGUUUUCGGUGGCAACACCGGCUAUUGUUGAAUUGAAUAAGAUUUGCUCCUCACUGGACUGGACGGAUCCAAAGUUGUCAGCACCAUUGUAUACGCUGUUUUCUGGAAACGGUUCCAAAAUUCCCGAGCGUAAAACCAGCCCCGUAAGCACAAGGGUUCGACAAAAGUUAUUUCAGCAUUUGCUGAAGUGUCGAGGCAAUGGAAUUAUCACCGCUAAAGGUAUCCAGGUCAUAUUUGAGGCUCUUUUUGGUGAGAAUACGAACCAAAAGUGCAAGGUACUUGCGUUACAAUUUGCGGAAAAGCUGAUCACGAAUGGCCAGCCGGAUUUAAUAAAUAAGUUAUCGAAAGUUCUAUUAACUGGAAUCUCCAAGUUGGUUGGGAUUAGUUCGGAAGAAGUGAAUGAAGUUCAAAAUGCGGCGUAUAAUGCACUGGCCCAAUUGGCUAUUGUUUGCCCGGCAACAGUCAAUCAUGAUGUUCAACUGGUUGCAUCUUAUUUUGACCAUUUGUCGCAGGGACCUGUUGAAUUGCACUCAUCUAUUCGGGAAGCUUUAGUUGCUCUAGCGCAGGCAUUUGAUUGGCGAAAGCAACCCAAAGGUAGCGAAAGUGAAGCAACACUUCCCCAAGCAGAAAAGGAUCGUGCUAUGCUGGCAGCGGGACGAUUCGUUCCGAACUCCAAUCAGAUUUUGCUGCUCGGUUUGCUGGGUGAGAAAGCUGAAUCAAAGUUGACCAUAGUUCAGAAUGUGGCGUCUGUGUUUUUAACGACAUGCUUUCCCGAUUUCUACGUACCAUCAAGGUAUCUGCUGCUGAUCAUCUGUGGCGAAAGUUCCCAACUACGGGAAAUGAUGACUACCUAUCUGUAUGGUGUAUCGAAAAAAGACCAUUUGAAUUAUGGGUCUAUUUCGUCAUAUCAAAAUUAUAAGGAGGACGAAGCGGACCAUAAUCAGCCACAGAAUCCGUUUUCUGCUACAAACGAGCCAAAGCGAAUUGUGUUGCCGUGCUUCCGGGACAUGGUCGAAUAUGUGGCCACUAAAUCGGAACGUAAGACCGCAACGAUUUUAGAUCGUCCGGGAUAUGGAAAGAUUAAAUUGCCGUACAAUUUUGAUACCUAUAUUGAGAUUUUGGAUUAUUUGCGAAUUUGUCUGCUUUUCAAUGCUGGCGUUGACACUCACCCGGAUGAUGACAAAGAAAUGCUCAAAUUGACAGGAUUCCUGCAGAAGUUUGUGGCUGAUAGUGCCAAUGAAGAAGUUAUCCGCAAAUAUAACGAGUUGAUUCGUAGACUGGUCAUCGUUCGCAAAGGUACUACCGAGUUAACUUGCUUGUUCGACCUGGUUAACGGUAUACCGGAGUUUCUAGCAAAAGAAAACAAAGAUCUGCUAGGAACGCUGGGGUCAUCUUUGAAGGAAAUUUCCGAACCAACUCGAGCGUUAAUCGCUAAGGUUUACGGUGUUCUUUUGGCGUACAACAGUGACGAGAAAGAGCUGGAAACACAAAUCAAGGAGCUGCUAGCACUCACCAAUAAGUCGCUGGAAAAUCGCCACGGUUCGAUUCUAGCCGCAGCCAAUGCGGUUCAUCGUAAACUCAUUCUCACCCCCGAGUUGAAGGAUUGGAACAUUUUUAAAGAUCUAGUUUCACUUUUAAUCUCUCUGCUAAACGACCAACAGUCGCUACUGCAAUCGGCAGCAAUAAAAAGUUUGAGCCUAAUCGGAUCCACUUCGAAGUUGCCACUUGCUGCUUCCGAAGACGGCGGACAAGUUGACGAGAAAAUGGAAACCAAUCAACAGGAUCAGCAACCCAACACGAAGGAUAGUCUAUUUAAGGCCCUUCUGGCUUUGCUACAGAGCGGUCACACGAAAGCGAAAAUCCGCGAAGAUGUGGCACACUGUUUGGGUUAUCUGGCUGUGGGUGAUUCGGAGUUUUUCGCCAAAAGGCUUUUGGAUGCUAUGCUCGGGUUGCUGAAGAUGACCAAGGAUCCCGCGUUGAAUAUUGCCAUGGGGCAAUCUCUGGUGUAUACUAUUCAGGGGUUGUCGAGUGGCGUGCGGCAAGCUGAUCAGUGCGCGACCGGAAACGUUAGUGACGAGUUGCUCAGUUGGUUUUUGAUAGAGCUGGUUCGGAAGGUUAAUGAACCGCAUGCCUACCUGAAGCAGGCCUGUGCAAUCUGGUUGCUGGCGAUUGUGAAGAACUGCAGCAAACGUAAGCCGGUGGGUGAUAAUCGACAGAUUCUGCAACUAGCUUUUACGGAUUUGCUUUCGGAGGAUAAUGAGCUUGUUCAAGAUGUAGCCUCUCGUGGUUUGGGAAUAGUGUACUCCAUCUCUAGUAAUGAUAAUCAGGAGGAACUUUCUAAUUUAUUGCUGGAUCAGUUGGUUGGUGGCCGACGGCAGGUGCAGAAGGUUACCGAGGAUACCAAGCUGUUUGAGGAAGGAAUUCUUGGGAAGGCUCCUACAGGAGGAAACCUCACCACCUACAAGGAAUUGUGCAGUCUUGCAUCGGAUUUGAAUCAACCGGAAAUGAUCUAUCAGUUUAUGCAGCUGGCAAACCACAACGCCACUUGGAACAGCAAACUGGGGGCGGCCUUUGGACUGCAAUCAAUCUCCAAGUCAGCCAAACUGAAAAUGGAACCGUACCUGGGCAAGAUCGUACCACGUCUGUUCCGCUACAAGUACGACCCAACACCGAAGAUUCAGAAUUCGAUGAUCAGCAUUUGGGAUUCGGUGGUUAGCGAUAGUAAGGCGACGGUUGAAACGUAUUACUGGGACAUUCUGGAGGACGUUAGUCGCAAUCUGACCUCGCCGGAGUGGAGAACUCGCAUUGCGUGCUGUUUGGCCGUGCGUGAUUUGAUCAAACGAAAUGCCGGUUUGAAACUGCGCUCAGACGAGUUACAAGCGAAGAAGAAACCUACCGAUUCGGAGUCGUUAGAACCUAUGGAAGUAGAUGAGAAGGGGGUUUCGGAGCCAGAGCUGGUUUUCCUGUGGAGUCAGCUCUUCCGGGUGAUGGACGACAUAAACGAAGGCACCCGUUUGGCAGCCGAAGGGACGGCUGCAGCGCUCAGUAAAGUUUGCGUUGUUGCCGCGUCUAGCGACCGCAGUAAAUCGGGAUUGGGAGUCUCAAGUUCUAUUAUUCCACUGUUUUUAGAGACUGGCGUUACGCACACCGUACCGGAGAUUAGAAAGCUGAGCAUUAAAACGCUAUCGGAUUUAAUCGAUUCGGCAGGUUCAUUGAUUUUGUCUCAUCUAACAAGUUUGGUACCGUGUUUGCUGCGUGCUACCGGUGAGCUGGAUUCAGCAAAGUUGUCUUACCUCUCGACAAUGAUGGCCGGUCAAACGGGUACUCAAGAGGUGGUAGACUCGAUGAGAGCUGAAGCUGCUAAGCAGCACUACACUAUGGAAACUUUAUCAAAAUGCAUUAGGCAUAUUGAUUUUCAAACAUUGGAAAAGAUGACACCUGCAGUGCUGGAUGUACUUAAAACUGGCGUUAAUUUGGGAACGAAAGUUGCUUGCGCUCAUUUCAUUUGCCUGAUCAGUAUCCAACUUGGGUCGGAAAUGCAGCCACUGACAGGCAAGUAUUUGGGUGUUUGCUUCAGCGGGUUAUCCGAUCGCAAUGCGACGGUGCGGAAGUACUUUGCUUCCGCCAUCGGACACUUGAUGGGAACAGCCAAGGAGCAGUCGAUAGUUCGACUGUUUGCUAAACUACAGGAAUUGUAUUUCGAACAGCCCUCCAAUCGUGCCGUUCCGCUGACGAUUCAAGCUAUCAAUAAACGGCACCAGGAGAUACUGAAAGAUUAUUCAUCCAACGUGCUGCCCCUUAUGUUUUUCGCUAUGCACGGGGAAGUCACAGAGGAAAAUAAAUCCACUAACGAACUUUGGCAGGAGUUGUGGCACGAAAUUAACACCGGAGAUGCUGGGCUUCGAAUGAAUUUGCCGACAAUUCUGGAAAUUCUUGAGGGCAAGCUGAAUGACCCUUCAUGGCUGCUGAAAGCCCAGGCAGGAAACGCGAUCAGUACUUUAGCCACAAAGCUAAGCUCUAACUUAGAUGACGAAGUGAGGCUAAAGUUGAUUGAUUUAAUUCUGGCCAACGUGGCCGGUAGGACGUUUCAAGGAAAGGAAAAACUUCUACAGGCGUUGGCCAGCUUGUGUAAGAAUUUGAAGAAAGACACCAAUCACUACACUCGAAUCAUAGACGCUGUCAUGAAAGAAUGCCGCAAAGAAGAGCCUGUCUAUCGGACACAUGCUUUGAAAUCGUUGGGUAACAUAUUGGACGAGCUGAAGGAAGACCGGUUCGAGGAGGUUUACAAUAUGGUUUGGCAUUUGCUUGAUAAACAGGACCUCUCGGAUGGUGAUAAGGACGAUAAAGAGUUGGUGUCGUCAGAUGAAAAGAACAAGCAGAUGUUGAUUUUUGUGAACCUUAAAGAGACGGUUUGCGAAACGCUGGGAAAAGCUUGGCCCGAGCACUCGAUGGAAACGCAAGAACGUUAUCAGGUGCGGUUCGUUCAGAAAUGCGUUCAGUGUUUGAAGCUGAACACCAGACAGGUGCAGAUUUGUUUGCUACAAUCGUUGGGGAGGUUUUUGGAACGUUUGCACUUGCUAAAGAAGGAGCCGACAUCACCGCAGGUGGAGGCGAACAAGGAGAAAAAGGCUAAGGUCGAGGCCGAAAGUACGGAAGCUAUUUUGGAGAACAUCUGCAAGACGGUGCUGUCAGCGAUCGUUGAAGUGGCAGGAAUUCCCCAUACCGGGUUAAAGAAAGAAGCUCUGAACAUUAUGCUGAUCUUGAUUAAUAAGCUGAAGGCGAAGGAUUGCCCACCAAAGGUGGGUCCCGAGUUGGCAAUGGUACGGCAAACGUUUGAGCAGAUCUCCACGCUGCUUCAGAAGGAUGCUGCUCCGGAAAUUAAAUGUCGACUGAAGGAUAUUGAAGAUAAAUUGAAGUAAACGGCUGCCAUCGAGCGGUUAAGACUGUACUGUGCUGCUGCGCAGAAGUUAAUCUCAUAAAAGUUUGUUCCCCCAUUCGCCCCUUUCAUUCAGUGAACUUAACAACAGAAUAAAUUUCGUAAUUCAUGCCCAAGUUGCGUUGCAAGGUUUGUAAAUAU
Molecule: messenger RNA, 6017 nt
Organism: Wyeomyia smithii (pitcher-plant mosquito)
Lineage: Eukaryota; Metazoa; Arthropoda; Insecta; Diptera; Culicidae
Product: proteasome-associated protein ECM29 homolog
Exons: 9
Coding region: 214-5859 (1881 amino acids)
Biological process (GO): proteasome assembly
Cellular component (GO): cytoplasm; nucleus
Molecular function (GO): molecular adaptor activity
Source: RefSeq, a predicted model, not a curated record